UGAGGGCUCAAGCCGUCACGCAGCACCAGGAAAUGGAGGAGCUGCGUUGAUGAGUGUGUGUAGCUGCGUCCGACGGAGAGACAGCAGCGAGAGAGAGAACUGGGAGGGGAACCGAGCAGCGGAGCAGCGAACAGGCGACAAGACUCCUAACUUUUUAAGGACCUCGUGCAUCAGCAGGUGAAGAUGAGCGACGUCGAGCAGCCCAAAGUUGAACUUUUUGUGAAGGCGGGCAGCGAUGGUCAGAGCAUCGGCAACUGUCCCUUCUCCCAGCGUCUCUUCAUGGUGCUGUGGCUGAAAGGAGUCACCUUUGACGUCACCACAGUGGAUAUGAAGAGGAAGCCAGACAUCUUGAAGGACCUGGCUCCAGGUGCCCAGCCUCCCUUCCUGUUGUACGGCAGCGAGGUGAAAACCGACACCAACAAGAUUGAGGAGUUCCUGGAGGAAAAUCUCGCCCCUCCGAAGUAUCCUCGUAUGGCCGCUCGUAACCCAGAGUCCAACACAGCGGGCAUGGAUGUUUUCUCCAAAUUCUCCGCUUACGUCAAGAACUCAAACCCUCAGGCCAAUGAGAAUCUAGAGAAAGGUCUGCUGAAAGCUCUAAAAAAGCUGGAUGACUACCUCGGCUCCCCACUUCCUGAUGAGAUUGACGAGAAUAGCGCUGAUGAAGUCACUUCCUCGUCCCGCCCCUUCCUGGACGGCCAAGAGCUUACUCUGGCUGACUGCAACUUGCUGCCUAAGCUCCACAUCAUGAAGGUGGUGUGUUUAAAAUACCGAAACUUCGAAAUCCCUCAGUCUCUGACAAACCUCUGGAGGUACCUGAACGCUGCGUACGCCAGGGAGGAGUUUUCCUCCACCUGCCCAGUUGACGAGGAGAUCCACAUCGCCUACUUCUCUGUAGCUAAGGCUCUCAAGUAGGAGGAAAACAGGAUGCACAAGAACACACCAGCAGAACAACAUACAAAAGCACAACACACACAUACUCACCUGCACACGCUGAGCGUUCACUCUGCAAGCAACGUGGUCGAUCUGUUUCUCAGGAGGCUUUCGUUGCAUCUGUGAGAUAAUUUUUUUGCAGCUUUAAAAGUUGAUAUCAUCUUUUAUAAUGUUAGAUCAUUCUGAUAGGUUACACUGUUGUUUGUUUUAGAGAGGGUUAUUCAUGUAGUUUUCACUGUAAAAGGAUUUUAGUGGAAUCAACUAAUCUUUUAACAUUAACAUAAAUAUACAAGUUGUAUUUAUUUCAAGUUAAUUAAACUUUUGUUUGUAUUUUCUGAUCAUUUCAGGACUUAAAAACACAAGUUCUUCUAACUUGAAGUAUUUUGACUUGAAAUGAUGAGUUAAUUAACAAAGUUCUGACUCAUUAAAUGACGUUUCUAAAGAAACAUGAUCAGCAUAUUAGCAGACUUCCCAGCAUGCAUUGUUUGAGAGUGCCUGAGGCCCUUAUUUUUUCAUUUGAAGGCAAAAUAUAUGAUUGAAACUUGUGUCUCUAAUACACAGAAAUGAACAACUGACUCUGCAAACUAAGAAAAUGUAAAAAUAAACCUGUUUGUAAUGUUCAUUGUUGGUUCAACUUAAUAUCUUAAGCUUAUUAAACAUGUUUUCUCAAGGUUAGUUAACUUGACUCAACAACUUUUAUAUAAGACUUUAAUAACCCUUCAGCUCACAUUUGUAAGGCAGCAAAUUAAGUUGAACCACAUCAAAAUUAUUUACAGCGAGGGAUACCUUUUAUUUGCCUCGUGGAUCCUUUAUGUCAGUAAGAAGAUGAGGAAGCACAGAAAUCAGAUAAGCUGAUGUAAAAAAACAAACAUGCACACAAAAAGUCAACUCUUUCUUAAUUUAUUAUGCUAACAAGCUUGUUGACUGCCCUCAUAUCUACCAAGUUUUCCUGGUAAUUCAGCUUUCCAUGAUUUAAUGAACUCCUGGUAACUUGUUGACCAAUUUGCUUGCAGGCUCACACACACACACACACACACAGCCACACACACACACACACACACACACACACACACAAGCACACAC
Messenger RNA from Morone saxatilis (striped sea-bass), 2013 nucleotides. RefSeq names its product chloride intracellular channel 1 (gene clic1). Bases 184 to 912 code for a protein of 242 amino acids. Lineage: Eukaryota; Metazoa; Chordata; Actinopteri; Moronidae. The record is from RefSeq and is a predicted model, not a curated record. The transcript is spliced from 7 exons.